UACGUCCACGUAUGAUUUAACAUUUUUGAUUUCCUCCUGUGACAGUUGCUUAUAAAACUGAUAACUGCUUCAAGCGAAAACAAACAAACAAACAAACAAACAAGCAAACAAAAAACAAAACAGAAGGCGACUUCUAAACCAAUUUAUCCUGUAUCCGCCGAGAGCGGAUGUUUCAAGUGAGCUGAACAAAGCGAUGCAUGAAGGCCAGUCGCUCGGCCAGAUGUUUUGGCAGGCAUUCCGACCAAAGGAAGAUGGAUGGCUUCACACUUCAGUUGGUCGUUAAACUUCCCUAAAUUAUUCAAGGGUAUUCUCUGACGCUAUAUACUGGCAACCAGUGCUGCAUGUCGGAGUAUUGCAGCAAUUUCUCAGCGAUAUUGAAGUUGUACAUUUGAUUCAGUUGUGUCUUGUUUACUGUAUACUUUAUCUUGCUAAACUGGCUAGCUAGCGCUAGCAGUUUCCUGUGCCAGUGAAACUGAAUGGGAUUAUUAUUUAGCUAUAUGCAUGUGGCAUUUUGGUGAAUCUGCGCGAGACACUCUCCUGUUGCUAGGCAGCUUGGCCAUGAGCGCGGCGUGAGCACGGGGCACGUGCGGUACGAUGGCAGCGGAGCUGUAUCCUGCCACGAGAGUGCCGUGCUCGCCUGACUGCGGUACCAGCAGCGCCGCCGUGCAGCAGUGCCAGCAGGACAACAUCAGCAACAACAACAACCCCAGCGUCCAGGGCUGCAACUGGCAAGGCCUCUACCCCACCAUUAGAGAGAGAAACGCGGUCAUGUUUAACAAUGAACUCAUGGCGGACGUGCACUUUGUGGUCGGCCCUCCGGGAGCAACACAGAGAGUUCCGGGGCAUAAGUACGUUCUGGCUGUAGGCAGCUCCGUGUUCCACGCCAUGUUCUACGGGGAGCUGGCUGAGGACAAGGACGAGAUUCGCAUCCCCGACGUGGAGCCACCCUCCUUCCUGGCCCUGCUCAAGUACAUCUACUGCGACGAGAUCGACCUAUGCGCAGACACCGUGCUGGCGACACUCUACGCCGCCAAGAAGUACAUCGUCCCGCACCUGGCGCGCGCCUGCGUUACUUUCCUAGAGACGAGUCUGAGCGCGCGCAACGCCUGCGUGCUGCUGUCGCAGAGCUGCCUGUUCGAGGAGCCCGACCUGACGCAGCGCUGCUGGGAGGUGAUCGACGCGCAGGCCGAGCUGGCGCUGCGCUCCGAGGGCUUCUGCGACAUCGACGCGCUCACGCUGGAGAGCAUCCUGCGCCGCGAGACACUCAACGCCAAGGAGGCGGUGGUGUUCGAGGCGGCGCUGGCCUGGGCCGAGGCCGAGUGCCACCGCCGUGAGCUGCCGCCCACCGUGGAGAACAAGCGCCUGGUGCUGGGCAAGUCCAUCUACCUGAUCCGCGUGCCCGCCAUGACGUUGGACGACUUCGCCAACGGCGUAGCACAGUCGGGCGUGCUGACGCUGGCCGAGACCAACGACAUCUUCUUGUGGCACACGGCGGCGCGCAAGCCCGAGCUGCCCUUCAUGUCGCGCCCGCGCAAGGGCCUGGCACCCCAGCGCUGCCAUCGCUUCCAGUCGUGCGCCUACCGCAGCAACCAGUGGCGUUACCGCGGCCGCUGCGACAGCAUCCAGUUCGCCGUGGACAAGCGCGUCUUCGUGGCCGGCUUCGGCCUGUACGGCUCCAGCUGCGGCUCGGCCGAGUACCAGGCCAAAAUCGAGUUGAAGAGGCAGGGCGCCACGCUAGGCCUCGCAGUCAUCAAGUACUUCUCGGACGGCUCCAGCAGCACGUUCCCCGUGUUCUUCGACUACCCCGUGCAGGUGGAGCCCGACACUUUCUACACGGCCAGCGUGGUGCUGGACGGGAACGAGCUCAGCUACUUCGGCCAGGAGGGCAUGACGGAGGUGCAGUGCGGCAAGGUCACCUUCCAGUUCCAGUGCUCCUCAGACAGCACCAACGGCACGGGCGUGCAGGGGGGGCAGAUACCCGAGCUCAUAUUUUACGCCUGACAGCGAGGCAAACCACUCUGCUUUCUGGCAGGGGUAGGACGGCCAAGCGACAAGCUCGUAGAGGACAAUAAAACUGUGCGGACAAAUGUCAGCGAUAGUGCUAUCUCACAACCAGUGGCAAUGUUCUGAGGGCAGGCAGGUGCUUCUUGUAGUACUUUAUUUGAAUAGAUUUACUCCUACACUACUAUCCACACCAAGUAAUAUCAAUGGCAGUAGGGCUGUAAUACUUCAUGGACUACUGACAGCUAGAAUUGUCUAGAAUUCCUCAGUUCUCAGUCACUGAACUGUAGUUCUGUGACCUGUCUAAGGGCAAGAACGCCUGGCCUUCGUUUCAGCAGGUUUCAAAGCAUAAACGGGAGGCAGAAGGCAAUGGAAACACAGUGGAGACACGGGACACUGAGAGGGUUUGGCUCCUGAGGAUUGGUUUAAGGUGUCUGGGUCUCCAGCUGUGUUCAAAACAAGUGAGCAAGUAUCCAAAACCUCCACAAACACUGAUAUAUUGUUGCAUACAAAGCUUUGUUGUUUUAACUUUAAAAAAGGUUUCUCACAACUGAAGUCUUUUCACUACACUUUAACACCCGCGUGAUGAUGUAAUGAUGAUGUUCCAUUCCAGAUGCCUUGUAUUCCACAACAUCUGGAUCUUUUAGUUUCACUGUGGAACCACAUGUGAGGCGAGUCCGAUCGGUGGAGUGCUCUGAGCCUCACUCAGUAGCAGUCAGUUCUAUUCAGUUUGCUAGAAGGAAAUGGCCAACUGUCAGCACAAUCACACACUAAAGAAACAAAUAUUUAACUGAAGUUUAACUACCAGCAACUAGGCUGUUGCUGUACUAAGAAACAGCUGCCAACCUAUUGUUGGUACAUAUUUUCAUACAAUAUACAUGUAAAAAUUACUUUGAAUUCAAUACUUGGCUCUUUUUACACUAAAUGCAUUAGUGAUUUAAAUGCAGUUUCUCUUCCCCUCUUCCUGUGAAGGUCUGACUAAAUCCUACUCCAAAGGACACUGCUUCAGUGAACAUUUUACUGUGAACAGCACAGAUUCUUUUAGGUCCGUGGCCUCAUCUGAUAUCUAGCUGGAUUUAGAAAAAGUGAUAGGACUGCCAGUUCACAGACCGCCAGCAGAUGUUUGGCCCAAUCACACCAGCCGAUGCAACACCAGUCAGUCUUAACGCUAGUCUGGGGUUUGACGGGAGGUUCUACUUUUUGCACCUUUCGUUGUCGAUUGCAAUGAAAGAGAUUAGUAAGAUAUUAGUAACGGAUUAAUCUGACCCAGUGCAGAGUAAACCCUAGCCGCUGACCUCUGGGUUCGAGGCUUACAGGCUGUAAUUCUGAUAGAGGCUGAUGUCAGUGCAUAAGUGUUAUGAUUUAAACAUUUUGUCCAUCAGUCCUGAUUAUUAAAACGGUCGUUUCCCAUUGCUCAGGAUGCAGCACGUGGCACAACUGUGUUGCUAGGUUCAGUACUGGAGAGCCACUCCUGCUCCUUCUAACCAUGUUCAAGCUCGUUUGUUGGUGAUCUAGUGUUCAAAAACCAUCGAUCAUUGGGAAUCAAAGCUCACAGGACAGCCAGUCAUAUUUGUGUAUUGUACAUGUGUAAUGAGUAGAGUGAAUAAUAACAACAGGCCUUAUAACAACUCCUUAAGCAUGAGGCCUUAAAAUAACUACUUAAUAAUGAGGCCUUAAUAAUAACUACUUAAUAAUAACUACUUGCAGUUGCAGCAUUAGAGUUCAACCAUUUCUAAGCGUCCAGGACAAAAGUUAAAAAGCAAUUAUUUGCAUCCCCACACCCUUUUAUCAGGGCUGUUAAAGGUUGUCUUAGUUUAGAUCCGGGGCGGGGUAUAGAGCUGGGCUCAUUGCAGUAGGUUGCUUACACUUUUUUUAAUUAUAUGAAGUCCAGGGAACGAAGGUCCAUAAUCAGGAGAGAGUUUCUGGAUUGGGUCUACAAUCAUAACCUGUGUUAACUUGUGAAAUAAUCUCCUGUUUUGACUGUGUGUGUGUGUGUGUGUGUGUCAGUCUCCACUGCUAAUGUGCCUGUUUGUUUUCUGGUGAUAAGUGCCACUGAGACUGCUGAAUGUCUGUAUCGUUUCAACGUAACAAAUAAAGCCAGUUUUCCUCCAA
Molecule: messenger RNA, 4113 nt
Organism: Electrophorus electricus (electric eel)
Lineage: Eukaryota; Metazoa; Chordata; Actinopteri; Gymnotiformes; Gymnotidae
Gene: btbd3a
Product: BTB (POZ) domain containing 3a
Biological process (GO): neurogenesis; cerebral cortex development; dendrite morphogenesis
Cellular component (GO): cytosol
Molecular function (GO): protein binding
Source: RefSeq, a predicted model, not a curated record